GCGGCCAAGGCCAAUCCGCGGAAUCCUCGGUAUCUCACCAGGUUCCAAGCACUCCCAGAAUCCAGCACAUAUCUGGCGCUGGAAUAGCCCCCGAUCUCUUGCAAUGGCUCGCGGCCACACCAAGUCACGCUUUGGCUGCCGCGAGUGCAAGCAGCGGCACAUCAAGUGCGACGAGUCGAAGCCGGGCUGUGUCAACUGCAUCACAGUCAAGCGGCAAUGCUCGUUUCUCUCACUGUCAUCGGCCACGUCACUACCAGCUCAACAAUGGACUUCCCCGACUCCAAUCCAUGCAUGCUCACCACCCAGCAGUAGUCGGACAUCCCGCCAGCAUGAGCAGCCACGCGUGCCGGGAUCGACAAGCCAUCGCAAUGAAGCUCCCAGUCAGACUCCAUCGUCAGCGUAUGACACACCGAUCUCCAGCUCUUCCCAUGCUUCUGCAGACGAGACCCUACCGGACGACUACUUCACGUUGACACACCUGCGGCUUCUUCACCACUACCAGACUGAACUCUCCGACCUCCUCAUCGCCCAGCAGCCCCAGGCAGCGCCAAUGCUGCGGUACAUGGUCAGCUCGGCUAUGGGCGCUCCUUUUCUCAUGGACCAAGUUCUCAGCAUGGCAGCUGCACACAAGUGCACAACGACAUGUCUGGACUCCUUGAUGGCCAGCACGGAAAGACCAGUCAGUGCCUCGCAACCAGACUAUUUCGUCGAAGCCUCGAUGCUCCAGUCACGCUCCAUGCGCAAGUUUCAUGUUGCCCGGGAGGCCCUCGGUGGUGAUGCGUUCUUCCACAGACAGCCGCUCGAGAUCUUGUCCUUCUCUGUGCUCGUCAGCCACAGCGCCCUCUUCUUUGCCUGUGCAGCGGCCACAAGGUACUACUUUUACAACAGCGAUGCUGCUCCUGGCACCAGGGACAGCACCGCAGCUUCCAGCACCUCUCAAAGGAACAACAACAUCACCUUUGGCGUUGUGCUUGACGAGUUCGACACGUGCUACAUGGUACACAGCGGCAUGGCCGAUGUGGCCAGGCAGGUGAUCCCGCUGGUCGACGCAGACGUGCGCAACGAGAUGUUCAGCUUUGCUGGGCGUUCAAUACUGGUAGACAAGGAAAACCCCAAGGCUAGCACGCCACGGCAGACAGAUUUGGACAAGCAGGGGUAUGCUUCUCCAAGUACCACGCCCUCAUCCUCAUCAUCGAUGGACGUCGACACACGCGCGAAUGACGCGAUUCCUCCCCUGGACCUGCUGGAAAGCCUCGUCGCGAUUGCUUCCACGCCCUCGUCAGCUUCAUCAUCAGCAUCACUAUUUGCAGGCUUCUCUGCUUAUGCAAACCAGAGCCAGGAUCCACGACAUCUCCUCACAUAUCGCACGACCCUCGAUGUCCUCCUUAAAGAAUACCGCGAUGCCGCGACUGACGAUGGCUCCCGACCCAGAUCCCAGCGAUAUCUCUCCGCCACGCAGCACUUCCUAGUCCGCAGCCCUCCUCAGUACCGUGAGCUGCUAGCCCAGCGACGACCCGAGGCGCUCGUCAUCUUUGCAUACUAUGCGGUCCUCAUGCACCGAGCAGGCGAUUACUGGGGCAUCGGAUCGCUCGCGGGAGGGGUGCUGGUCACUGGAAUUGAGGGGUAUCUUGGUGGGUUUUGGCGACGGUGGUUGGAGUGGCCUGUGGCUCAGGUGGGACGGCAGUGAAGAGACUUCGGAGCAACGGUCAAUCAUAUCAUGUCCUGAACCCGUGGAAUGCCUUCUGCGUGUUGUCCUUGUCAAUUCUCUAACACGGGGUCUCAGAGGCGGGAAGAAGUCGACAAUGCCACUUGUUCAGAAUCUGCCACACAGACAUACCAUUGAGUCCGAAGUCUAUUCGGGAAGCACCCGUUGUGGGCUUGUUCCAAAAUUCCGAGAACAAGUUCUAGGCCCAUCCUUAGAGGCUGCACAUCAUGCAUUCGAGUUUCGGGACGACUAGAAGGGCACCGCACCUGCAUUCCACCUCCGAAGCCCCCAUGGUCUAAGCACUGCCUCGAUAAGCCUGCUAUGAUAUAGCCCC
This is a messenger RNA of Microdochium trichocladiopsis, 2039 nucleotides long. RefSeq lists its product as uncharacterized. The record is from RefSeq and is a predicted model, not a curated record. Gene Ontology annotation, biological process: regulation of transcription by RNA polymerase II. Gene Ontology annotation, molecular function: zinc ion binding; DNA-binding transcription factor activity, RNA polymerase II-specific. Lineage: Eukaryota; Fungi; Ascomycota; Sordariomycetes; Xylariales; Microdochiaceae. The transcript has a single exon. The coding region runs from base 104 to 1687 and encodes 527 amino acids.